ACACACACUGAAUAAAUAAAUAAAAUAAAUUACUUGAAAUAACCCUUCUCUGGGCAUUUAGGUCACCAGCUACAUAUAUAGCUAGAUUCAUUUGUCUCAAGGUCCUUUUGCUUUUUCAAAAGAUAGUGUGUAUUUUAAAAUUUAAUUUUUAAAAUAUUUACAUGGUUCCAAAUUCAAAACUAUAAAACCAAGGUAUAAUGGGAAAGAAUCAUUGUCCAUCUCUUUCCCUUCUCCUCUAAUUCCUCCCCUUCUAUAGGUAAUUAUUUUAAUUAGUUUUUAUUUCAUCUUUAUAUUCUUUAUUUUAGAAAAUAUUAAAACAAGCAUGUGGGAGAAAUAGUAUUUUGAGUAAGUGUAUGGGAGAAGUAGUACUUCCAUAUAAGGAAAGCCUCAAUUUGGACAUUAUAGACUUCACUGGGAGUAACUGGUAUGUACCUGUAUGUAUAAUAACUAGUGUACUGUAUAAACUUCUUUUGCAGCAUGUAUUUUCUAAUGAAAGAGAAACUCUGGAAGAGGACAAAAAAAUCUUCUUCAUUAUGCUGUACAAUUGUAAAAUAUUCUACUGUAUAGCUAUCCUAUCGUUUAUUAAGCCACUUCUGUACUGCAAGACUUUUGUGUUUCUACUGUUUUGCUUUUACUUAAGAGCGCUGUGAAAAAUAGAUGUGUGGAAUCAUUUCUUAUUUGGGGAACAGAUUCCAGGCAGUAUAGCUUCUAAAUCAAAAAAUAAUUUCAAAUGUUAUUUUGUCAGCCAUUAUAACAAUGUUCCUUCUCUUGCCCUCAAACAAUAAUCUAGGUAGAAAAAAAGGGACAGGUUAAGAAACUGAGUAGUAUGAGAGAAAUCUUCACAAGUAACUUUUUAUAAAUACUCCUGAAAAAUUAAUUUUGAACUGUUACAUUGGUAUAAUAAACAGUUUAAUACUGCUGUACAACUUUAGUUAUUCUAUACUGAAAACUACAUAAGAAACUUAUUUUAAAGUAAAAAUGGCAGUAUAUUAAGAAAAGUAGGGUGGAAGGUUAAAGACAUGAGCUGUUUUCUGGCUGUUCUACUUCUGAAAUUCUAUGAUUUUUAAGAGCUGGGUCUUUGUAGGAUUUCCUAAAAUAGGGUAGAAUUCAAUCAUCUUAAAGUAAAUGGAGCAAAAGCCUUUACACCAAGCUUCUUUCCACCACAAUUGAUUCCUAUUCUGUACUUUUAGCAGGUUUCGAUAUCUAAAGAAAAGAAAAUAACCUUUAUUUAAAUACAAACUUUUUGUUGUAUUAUUCCACAGGUAAUAUAUGGCUAGAUUUAUAUUUAUAUGUGCAGCACAGCCUAUGUGGGCAGUUUAACAAGGACUUCCUGUUACUGAACUAGCUCCAAUGAAAAUCUUCCUUUAAUCUGAAGAAUAGGCGUUUAACUGGUAGAACCAGAUUCUCCAGGUGUUCUCAUUUAUAUUAACAGCAAAAGCAUAACUUUAUCUCCAACUUAUUUGACUUCAUUAUUUGGCUUUCAAUUAACUAUAUGAGAACCAUACAGAAACUAGGCUGUGACCUAUAAGACAGACAUUUAAAUAAUUUGAUCAAACAUUACAGUAGAUGAUACUCAGAUUUCGUCUCAGAGGCAGGACUCUAACACGGCAGUGGAAAAACAACGUAAGGAACAAGACAGAAAGCAGGAAAGGGAAGAUGAAAGACCGACUUCAAGAACUCAAGCAGACAACAAAGGAAAUUGAACUCUCUAGAGACAGUCAUGUGUUUACUACAGAAACAGAGGAACAAGGGGCGUUUGAGCAACAAGCUAUUAUUUAUGAAAGAGAACCUGUGGCCGAGAGACACCUACAUGAGAUCCAAAAACUACAGGAGACUAUUAACAGUUUCACAGAUGAUGUCCAAAAAUUUGGACAGCAACAGAAAAGUCUGGUGGCUUCAAUGAGAAGGUUUAGUCUACUUAAGAGAGAGUCUAGCACUACAAAGGAGAUAAAAACCCAAGCAGAACACAUUAACAGAAAUUUGGGUGAGUUAGUUAAAGAGGUUAAAAAGUCAGAGCUUGAAAAUGGACCAUUCUCAGUGGUGACAAGGAUACUUAAAUCUCAGCAUGCUGCGAUGGUCCAUCAUUUUCAGCAAACCAUGUUUAUGUAUAAUGACACAAUAGCGGCAAAGCAAGACAAGUGCAAGACAUUUAUUUUCCGUCAGCUUGAAGUUGCUGGAAAACAGGUACCUGAAGAAGAAGUAAAUGAUAUGCUUUUUCAAGGAAAAUGGGAAGUUUUUAAUGAGAGCUUACUUACAGAAAUAAAUAUCACAAAAACACAACUCUCAGAAAUUGAACAGAGACAUAAAGAACUUGUCAAUUUGGAGAACCAAAUAAAGGACUUAAGGGAUCUUUUUAUUCAGAUAUCUCUUUUAGUAGAGGAACAAGGAGAGAGCCUCAAUAAUAUUGAAAUGAUAGUGAACAGUACAAAAGAUUAUGUUAAUAAUACUAAAGAGAAAUUUGGACUAGCUGUAAAAUACAAAAGAAGAAAUCCAUGCAGGGCACUGUGUUGUUGGUGUUGUCCAUGCUGUAGCUCAAAAUAAGCUAUUUUAGAAACUUCUCCAGCUUUAGAGUGAAGGAGAUCUCACAUUUCAGUGUCUUAUAUUGUGCUUUUUCAUUUUAUGGAUGCAUUCACACACAUUUUAUCAGUUAAGUCAUUAAGUUCUCCUUUAACUAUUAUCAACUUGAAUUGCAGAAACUUCUGAAGUCAGGGACAUUAGACAAAUCUGUAUUUAAAGUAAAAACAAUAUGCCUAUCUUCAAUUUACAGCCUAUUAAAAAUGAGAUGAGGGCCUCAGAUGUCGUUCAGAGGCACAGCACCUGCCUGGCGUGCACAAGGCCCUGAGUUUGAUUUCUGGUACCAAAAAAGAAAAGUGAAAAAAAAAAUAGGAUGAAAUGAUCUUGAGUUUCUGAUCAGGUUUUAAAUUUUGUUACACAUUUCUUGAACUUUCAAUGCUUUAAAAAGAUGAAAAUUCAAUUAAGUGCUUACUACUUAAGAACUCCAUUUCUUUCACUUCAGAAUAUUUUGAUCGAUAAGAAUUAUAUAAAACAAGACCUCUAAGGAUGCUACAAUAAAACAAAAUCAACCCAAAAUACACAUUAAGUCUUUCAUUCUCCAGUAGGUAAGUUAACUUAGUAAUUAGCAUAUCCCGGGAAAACUCAACUAUAUACCUGCGAAUCUAACUGGUAACUUGUAGCUGAAUUAAGUUGAAGGCCUAAGAAUCAACUAAGGCAUUGUUUUCUUGAACUCCGAGCCAUACAGGACACUGUAAUAGAUCAAUGAACUCGGCAGAUAAAAAUACAAAGUAAUUAUGAUUUUGAAUGUACUGACAUCAUAUUAUAAUAACUUCAGGCACUAUACUAUGGGCUAAGGAUAUAGUUGAAUCUAUAUUCUGGUGGAGAAGGCAGAUAAUUAAUGUUAAGUUACAGACAGAGACUUAAAAUAAUGGUGAUGACAUGAUACAGAGGCUGCCAGGAUGGCUUCAUUAUGGUGGGAGUCAAUGAAGGUCUUUCUAAAAGGUAGUAUUUAAGUAAAGAUCUAUAUAAUAAAUACACAUGAGGCUUUAUUCCAGCCAUAAGAAGCAAACAGUACAGAGACCACAAGAAGGGUACGACUUACUUCACUAAAGAAAAGUGACAAUAUAGUAGGGCAUGAUUGGUAAAACAAACAAACAGUGAGGAAAAGAUGAGGUUAUGAGAAACCAGCAAGGGCCAGAUGUAAAGCUUCAUAAGAUGUGAAAAAAAGCCUGAUGUUUAUACCAAGUGUAAUCAGCACAAGGCUGUCAAACUGUUUUGCCUGAGAGUUAAUAUGAUAGCAUUUAUGUUUGAGAAAGAUCAUUCUAUGAAGAGUGGGUUGGAAUGAAUUUGGAGUAGAGGACAUGCAUGUAGGCAAGGAAAAUAAUUAGAAGGGUAACGUAGUAGUCUAACAAGAAGUAACUAAGGCCAGAAUUAGGAUGGUAGUAGGGGUGGUAAUUCCAGGUCAUAGAAACUGCACAUACCCAAUUGAUAUUUGACCACAGGCAGCCUGAUUUCUAGAAUCACCUCUUAACAGCUAUGUACUAUAUAGUAGUAUUAGAAAAAUUAAACAUGUGAUUAAGAGGUAAAAUCUGCAAGAUGUUCAUUGCAUGAUGAUGCUAUUAGAAAAGAAAAGACAGAGAUGAAGAAAAGACAAUUGGCAGUGAGAAGGAAAUUCUAUUUUGGUCAAGAAAAUCUGAAAUAACAAUAUCUAAGUGGAAGUUUCUUCAAUCAGCUAUUUUAGUAGGAAUGCUUAGAUUAAGUCGGGACUGGAAAUAUAAAUUUGGGUCAUUUGAGUAAAGAAAUGGUAUGUAAAGUAAGGCAACUAUAGAAUGAAGUAAUCUAAAAAGUAUGUGAAUGGAAGAGAUUUGAAGUCUGGCCGGGUGUCGUGGCUCAUACUUGUAAUCCCAGCAUUUGGGAGGCUGGGGCAGGAAGAUUGCAAUGAGUUCAAGGCUAUCCUGGACUACUAGUGAGUUUGAGUUCAAGGCCAGCCUAGAAUAUACAUCAAGUCCCUAUCUCAAAAAACAAAAACAAAAGCACAGCAAAAAACCUGAAGUCAGAAAGGGACCUGGGAUAUUAUAAAUUUAAUAAAAGAGGCUAAGUGAAAUAGUCAAUAAAGCAGAAGAAAAACUAAAGAAGAAUGCAGUAGUACAAAAGAAUACUCUAAAGAAGAAAAAAAAUAGAGGAAAGAGUUAUCAUUGGGUUAAAAAUGAGCAACAAAGUGACAACAGAUUUGGCAGCAUGGAGAUAAUAUUUGACUUGAACAAAAGCAGUUUCACAGAACUGUAGGAAUGAAAGCAUACAUACAGAAUGUUGAGGAAAGAAUUACACAAGUAAUGGCAAUUCUUUCUAGAAGUCUGAAGAAAGCAUUAUAAAAAGGAAUCAACAGCUGGAAAGAGACAUGGAGCUAAAGGAUUACUUAAUGCUUAAAGAAACCUGACAGCAAAUUUUGCUGGUGGCAGUGAUUCAGAGAACCUCCUAAUAUAAGAAAGGGAAGAGAUAGUAUGCAAAAGCACAAAGAGUUACGAUGUGCAAUGCAAAUGGUGAAGCUGGCUUUGGGUAGGAGCAGAAAUGCAUCUUGCAUAUUGCAAGGAGGAAAGGCACAGUUUAGGAGUAAAAUCAGAUAGUUGAACAAAUAUGGUGGAGAAAAAAUGGAAGAAUAUUUCUGUGAUAGUUUCUAGUACUUCCUUAAAGUAGAAAUGUGUCUUCAGGACUUUAAUGUGAGGUCAGCCAGUGCAAUAAUUUAGCUGCUUGCCUGCUGGCAUGGGAUGUGUAGAGAACAGGUGUAAUCAAUGUAGUGACUUUUCCAUACCUUGGAGGACAUGUGAUAAGGAAGCUUGGAGUACUAGAAAAGGAUUGAGUUUAUAUACGUUACAUGUAUGGGUAUGUCUAUGGGUAUAUGCAUUAUAAUAUAAUGUUGACUUAUAAAAUAUAAAGAAAUUGAAGUGCUUUCUACUCUGACAAUUUAUCAAGACUUACUAGGGGAAAAGAUGUUUCACAUACCUCAGCUUCAAAUGGUAACAGAACUUUACAAAAAGAUAAUUUAAAACACAGGACAAACUCCACAGCUAACUCAGUAAUGAUAGCUAUUAUCUCUUUUCCUUUUAAAAUUUAUUCAGAGCUUCAGUGGUGCUUAUUAUUGUUCCUAAAUUGUUCAUCAUGAAAACCGAGAACAUUAAACAUUAUUUAAUAUUCAUUAAUAUAAUUAAUAUAAUCAAUAUUAAUAUAACCCAGAUAGAUUUGAAAAAUAGUUCCUUUAGCAUGUUUUAUCUUCACAUAGUGCUUUUAAAUGAAGACAACACACAGAUUCACUGCCGAGCAAUGUAGCAUACACUAUUUCAUUACUAUGUUUUUAAACUAAUUACUGUAAUCUGAACCUAGGCAACAGACACAAUAAUAUUUAACUAUGAAUAUUUUGUAUACAGUAUUUUAUUUCCAUAUUUAAUAGGUACUACAAGUAAAGCAGUAAGAUUUUCUUAAUAUAACAAUCUGAAAAAGAAAAGAGUCUCUUGAAAGAGUGAAAGGUACAAUAAAUAUUAAAAAUCUACUGGUUCUGUACCUAUGAGAUCAUAAAAAUUGUUUAUGAGCAUUACAGCUCAUAUUCAUAAUUACUAAAUUAUACUAUUUUCUCUAUUCACAAGCAUUAUGUAAACUAAGGUCACUUUGAAACCAGCCCUUCUAUCUCAUCUCCAGUUGGACACAGCAUACCAUUAACAAUAAUAAUACACAAAUCCACCAUCACAUUUACAGUAAACUAGUAAGACACUGCACUACUGCUUUAAAUGUAUUAUUUUUAAUUAUAUAACCACACAGGUAUAAAAACUCUUAUUUACAACUGGCCAUAUAAAGCUCAGAAAGAAUAAGUAACCACCCAAGGCUUGUCUGACCCCAAAACUCACAUUUUCUUCUACCCUAGGAGUUCUUAAUUUUUUCUGUGUAUUAGAAGGAUCUGAAGAACUUGUGAAAAACAAACACAACAUACCCUUGGCCUCACUCUCAAAAAUUUUGAAGCUCUGGGUAGAUCCAGAUGUUAAGUAGUCCAUGGUCAUCUCACUACUGAUCAUCACUGUCGAACAAGUUUGUUGUUGCUUUUGUUGUUUUGUUGUUUGGUUAUGAAACAGACUGUGGUGAGGAGUUGGAGAGCGAGGCAGGGUAUAAUUAUAUUAAUGAAUAUUAAAAAGUGUUUAAGCUUCCAAUGCUUAAAUUUGUCGAGCUACAGAGUCAACCAGAUGAAAUUCUUUACUAUAAAUGAAAGCUGCUGCAAGUGUAGCUGAAUGCUCCACUUUAAGGGACUAAAGGAAAUGUUUAGUAAGAAUGUCUGGAGGUGAGUCAACACUAUAAAUAAAUGAGAUCAAGGAAGAUGACAACUUGUAAGGUUGCAAUGAAUGAAGACAAAUCUUAAGUUAAUGGGCCCUAUAAAUUUUUCCAAGGGUGAAAGUGGUAAAUUAGGAGACUAAAAACUGUAAGAAUCAACUGAUUAUAUGACAUAGGUAGAUACUCAAGGGUCUCCAGCAUUCUUAAAAUGACCUAGAUUGUCCUACUUAUUAUUUAAAGGUCUAACAAUAAAAGUACAUUGAACUCAGUUUCUAAUGACAGCAUUAGAAUAAUGUACAAGCUCGUUAAUUUUCCUUGGGCACUUAAAUAAAGAAUAUAAUUAAAAAAACUUGCAAACUGACAUUUUCCUAUUACACUAUCUAGAAAUAAGGUGAGUCAAUAAGCAUAUAAAGGUUGAAGACAAAAUUCCAUACUGAAAAAGUAAUAAUGAAAGCCUGGUUGUUUCUCCUCUCAUGGAAACUCGCUUCAACUGGAAUAAAUUUUUUUUGGAAUUUAGAAUUAAGGAAAGAAAAAUGCACAUACACUCAGAAUUGUGUAUGAUUUUAGAGAGUCCCAAGGGCCAUUAAUAAUAUAAAGCA
Heterocephalus glaber (naked mole-rat) is the source of this 7424-nucleotide messenger RNA. It is a transcript of the gene Stx19, whose product is annotated as syntaxin 19. The record is from RefSeq and is a predicted model, not a curated record. Gene Ontology annotation, biological process: exocytosis; intracellular protein transport; synaptic vesicle fusion to presynaptic active zone membrane. NCBI's taxonomy places the organism in Eukaryota, Metazoa, Chordata, Mammalia, Rodentia, Bathyergidae. Gene Ontology annotation, molecular function: SNARE binding; SNAP receptor activity. Gene Ontology annotation, cellular component: plasma membrane; synaptic vesicle; SNARE complex.